AUUCGAAUAAUAAUUAUGAUUUACCUGGGCUUUUUCUUAUGUGGCGGAAACGGGCUUCCAUAGGGAUAUGAGUCCUUUUUAAUGUUAGAUUUACAAGCCAGUGCACAAUCAAUUUCUUUUUUUUUCAAAUAAUCAAAAUACAUCAGUCGUGAAUUAACAAAUAACUAAUAACAGGGGAUAUACGGACAUUUCGACACUUUAGAGACAACAUUUUAAAAUCAAAUAUAUGCCUUACAACAGAUUUAAGAACGUUUAAUGUUAGAGCCUUUGAAUGUACAGGUUUUGCCAAAUUCACCUUAAGUCCGCUAGAGGGCACCACAGCUUCACAUUUCUAUGUGUGUAACUUUAUUUUGUUUCCCCCCACACAUUGGUUCCGGAUGUAAUCAGUCCUACAAGCUGUCAAUAUGUCAGGCUUUAAGAAGCCGCGAUCUGUGGCCAAUCCACUCGAAUCGACCAUUACAACACCGAGCGAAAGAAUCCUUAAAGAAUGCCACAACUUAUAUAUCGACAACGAGAACGGAUUAGUGAAAAUAGCAGAGAGUUUGGGAGUCCAUCUCUUACCUCCUCGGAAAAAGAUUAUAGUUAUGAUUAUGGGAAACCAUUCGGCCGGGAAAAGCUCCUUUAUUAACUGGUAUGUGGAGGAGCACAUACAGAAGACAGGUGUUGCCAUAGAGACACAAGGCUUCACAUUUAUUACCAGUGGCAGGAAACGAGAGUCGCUAACCGGAAAUGCCACGUUACACCUUUAUCCACAUUUCAGACCACUGCUGGAGUUCAAAGGUGUGACGGACUACUUGAGCGCUGAGAUUUCCACCUCCAAACAAAAGAAGUUCAGCUUGGUGACGUUCGUCGACACGCCAGGUUUGGUGGAUGGAGAUAUGGUGUACCCGUUUGACGUCAACAGUGCCAUCACUUCUUUCGGCGAGCAGGCGGACCUCAUCUUUGUGUUUUUCGAUCCGAUGGGCCAGGCGUUGUGCAAGCGUACGCUGAACAUUGUUGAGAAGCUCAGUGAAAAGUGUGGAGACAAAUUGCGCUUUUACUUGAGCAAAGCUGAUGAGGCAGGACGAGAAACAGACAGACAGCGAGUGAUGAUGCAGAUCGUUCAAGAGCUGUGCAGAAGACCUGGACUCAACAAAUGUGGCUUUGAAAUGCCCACCAUAUACAUCCCCAACCCUCAAAAACCCAGCAGGUGUAUCAACCAGAUUGAUGAAGUGUGUGAGACCAUUGAGAAGAGCAUAAACCAGGCAGUGCAGAAAACACUGGACCAGCUGGAGAAAGACUGUAACCUCAUUAUCGCUACCACCAUUAAUAAACUGGAACAGGAUCGGGUAAAUGCAAGCUGUAAUAAAAGCAAUCGCUUUAAUUCCUUCCUGUGCGGACUUCUGGGAAUCUUCCUCCCAUCACUCCUCAUCCUCAGCUUCAUCGUCAACACUUUCGCUCCAGAGGAGCUGGACCCUCUCGUAGGCGAGGGACUCGCCAAAACACUCUUCUUAUCUACAGGAAUAGUUGUGUAUCUGUGGGAGUGGAUCCCGGAAGAUUGGCAGAUAUUGUUUGUGGUCAUCUUCGGCGCUUUCUGCUACCUUUUAUUCUUUCUGGCCAAGUAUUUUGCACGCCAAAGCAACAAGACGCUGACUAAGAAAGAGAAGAAGAAGCUGAUAGAGUACAGUGAUUAUAUCCAAGAUGGCGUCAAAGCCAAAAAGCGGAAACUUUACGAAGAGUAUCUUCAACAAUGUGCGGCAGAAUACGAUUUCUGAAGACAUCCGGCAAGUCGUCUCUUUGUCGUAUCAGAACAGUACAAAUUAUUUAUAUGAAGCACGUCCUUACAUUACAGAUAUUGAUGAAGUUUCAUGUGUGUCUAUGCAUUAAGUGAAUAAUAAGACAAGCCAGUGCCUUUUUUGUGAAUAGUUUAUUUAAAGUGAACAAUUUUAAAUGUGAUAGACAAAAUGACCUCAAUAUUAUCUCACACCAGCUAGUUUUAUCUAUAGUAUUUUUAAGAAAUCAGACCUAUGCCUGUUUACAGUCAAUAAGCUGAAUCACUAUAUUAUUAUUAUUAUUAUUAUUAUUAUUAUUAAGUUUAGAAGUUUUUGAUGAUCCUGAUUAGAGAUGCACUGAUAUUAAAUGAUAUUAAAAUAUUAUUUUCCACUGAUACCAAUAGCUGAUUAUUCAAACUGAUAUCUGCCGAUACCGAUAGUUUGGGGGUUAUAUUAACUAAAUUCUGAAGAUAAAAAUUGUUAUUUUUUUCAUAUAAUAACCAUUACAUGAACAUGUUUCUUUACAUUUUCUAUACACAGUGCUCCAAUUCAUUGCAUUUUCCUUUUCUCUUUUGAUUGACAGGAUAUACCGGCCAUGACUAUCAGCUCUUAUAGCAGAUAGUGUGAAAAUUAACUUCCGAUACCGAUUAUUGGCCGAUAUAUAAUUGCAUCGCUAAUCUUGAUACAUAAUUUAUGUGGCCUUAUUUUACUCUAUAUGUUGUAGCACUGUAAACCAAACCAAAAGUUAAACACACCAUGCAAACUUAACCGCACAAACUUUCUAAUGUUGGUUUGUUUAAGUGUUUACAAUGUAAGGGCCCUAUCAUACACCCGGCGCAAGGUGUGACGCAAGUGUUUUUUACUAGCUCGUUGCCAUUAUCAUUUUCAAGCGUAGUGCCACGUUAUUUGUAUAGCAAAUGCAUUUGCGCCCAUUUGUGCGCGCCCAUGGGAGUUCCGGAUCAGAAAACGAAAUGUGUUUAGGUGCAUUGUUAGGGUGUUAUUAUUUUGAGGAAACUAAAAUAGACUACGCCACUGACCAACUAAAACCUGGUCUAAAGUCAAUGGUGCAAUAUUUUGUUGUUAAUUAAAGAUCGCAUUAGUAAUAUGCGCCUAUAAACAGAACAACAAUGCGCAUACACUUUGCUUAAUAUACACACAUGGAUGCGCAGAAGCACACAAACAUUUUUAAAUAUGAAAAAAUGAAGGAAUAAAAUGUAAAAGAUUAUUAUUGAGUCUCUUGAACAUAAAUGAGGAAAGAUUACAGGAUUUUAAAAGGCGUGAAGAGCUGCUUAACCUGUAGCCUGGAAAGCUGAUUUGUUUUUUUUUUUUGUGAAAAUAUUGCAUUUACUUUGAAAUGUUUUUAAAUGCUACCCCACAGAUUUAUUGUAUAUGAUGACUUCGUACUUUUGAUAUUGUGAGGAAAAAAACACAAUUUUUUUAAGUAAUGCUUUUCAAAACACGGCACUGUCCGAAUGCUGAAACACCUCUCCAUGCGUUUGUAAAUUCUUUAUCUCCUGUUUGUUACAAAUAUAAAGUAUUUAACUUAUGCAAACCUUUUUUGACAUAUUUACAGUGAUGACGCAUCAUACUUUAUCAGCUUAUUAUAUUUAAUACUCCAUGACUGAAAUAAUGACUUUAAAGAGAACCAAAGCUUUAAUUACACAAAUAACCAUUUCAAUAAAUAAAACAAUGCAUUUUUUUAACAUCAGUCAUAAACUGGUGGUCUUCUUCCUCUGCUUCAAAUUUUUCUGCUCACAAUCGCUGUCUUUUAAAUACGAAAUCGGCAUGGCCCGAGCGCAACUGCCUUUUAAAGAGGAGGAGGGAUGAGACUUUUAUUGGUUUACAUCACAUUACGCCCAGAACCCACCCAAAACUCCUUCCUUACGAGAAUAGGAACCCUUUUAGACUGUGUGCCAGGCGCACAAACCAUUUUUCCCGUCGUUAACCUAGCAAAAGUGGAUUUGGACACGCUUUAAGUGCACUUGCACCGUGCGCUUUAGACCAUGCGCUAAGAUUGUUAAAAUAGGGCCCUAAAAGUGACAUUUCUACAUUUUUGUUAGCUAAUAUGUUAUUUGUUGUUCUGCUGGCUAAGCACUGUAGUGUGACUUUAUAUCAAACUCAUCAUGAAGUCUUCCUUCAUUCAUAUGUUUGUGUAUUUGUUGUCGAUGUGUGAUUGUAGAAAGAUUGUUUGUUUUGUGUGACAGCAAUCUGAAAUGAUACCGACUGCAAUGAUCAUUUCAAAUCUUUUACUUUUAAAAUUUUAUUAUUUUGAACUUGCAUCAUCUGUGACACAUUUUGGAAAAUCACAGUUUUUUGUAUCGUCCAUUUAUAAUGCAUACAGACUGGGGUUCAGGGCACUGAUUUAGUUUUUUAUUGUCAGUGAAAUUUUAUUUAAUGUUGUUUGAAGAAACAGUAGCACUUCUCUGCUUUUAGGAAAAAUAAAUAGAUUUACAUCAGUGUUUUUAUUAGUAUUAUUAAUAAUUCUCAGCCAUUUUUAAUCUAAUGCUUUAAAAUGUUUGUACUGUGAAGUCUUUAAGCAAUGCUGUCUUUAAGAGAUAUGUAUGUUGUUUUAAAAAUCUCAACUUCAAUCUAAACUUUGUAUGCAGCGGUCUUAUAAUAUUGCAAAGAAAAUUGUAUGCUGGCAUUAAAAGUUUGAAAAAAAACACGGCAAUAAAAUGUUAUAGCAACAAAUUUAUUCAUUGUUUUAUUCCACCACAAUGUGUCCCAUAUGACUGAAACCUCCAAUCCCUGAGUUAGUACCAAAGAAAGACUGUAGGAGGUCAGAGCUACCAGAAAAACAUUCAACAUUAUUGCGUUCGAUCUAAAAAUACAAUCAAUCAAUUGGUUAUCAAUAAAUCAUUUUAUGA
Messenger RNA from Paramisgurnus dabryanus, 4618 nucleotides. RefSeq lists its product as uncharacterized. Gene Ontology annotation, molecular function: GTPase activity. The record is from RefSeq and is a predicted model, not a curated record. Lineage: Eukaryota; Metazoa; Chordata; Actinopteri; Cypriniformes; Cobitidae.